Messenger RNA from Cyanidioschyzon merolae strain 10D, 831 nucleotides. RefSeq names its product L-lactate dehydrogenase. The transcript has a single exon. Bases 1 to 831 code for a protein of 276 amino acids. Gene Ontology annotation, biological process: carboxylic acid metabolic process. Lineage: Eukaryota; Rhodophyta; Bangiophyceae; Cyanidiales; Cyanidiaceae. The record is from RefSeq and is a predicted model, not a curated record. Gene Ontology annotation, molecular function: L-lactate dehydrogenase (NAD+) activity.
AUGGACUUGCAGCAUGGAGGUGCGUUCUACAGCACCCGCAUCCGGGCUGCCGAGUCCUACGAGGAUACAGCACAUUCGGCAGUAUGUAUUAUAACGGCAGGUGUGCGUCAGCGGCCCGGAGAAAGUCGUCUUGAGCUCAUGGAUCGCAAUGCCGCAUUGUUCAAAGGCAUUAUUCCGCCCCUGGUGCAGUAUUCGCAGAACACAAUCCUGUUGGUUGUGAGUAACCCCGUUGAUCUACUGACACAUCUAGCGUGGCAGAUGAGUGGCUUGCCCCGCGAACGUGUGAUUGGCUCAGGGACAUAUUUGGACUCUUCGCGUUUCCGCACACUUCUGGCGCAGCGGCUGGGCAUCGAUACCGCUUCCGUCCAGGCCAUGGUACUGGGCGAGCACGGAGACUCCUCGUUCGUGUACCGGAGUGGUAUUACGGUUGGUGGCGUACCGUUGCGAACAUGCUUCGAGCGCAUGACCGACGCUGCGAGCGCGUCCACAGCAUUCUAUGAUCUGGUGAAAGGUGUCCAUCAGCAAGUUGUAGCCGCGGCUUACGAGGUCAUUAAGCUGAAAGGCUACACCAACUGGGCCAUUGGCAGCGCUGUUGGAAGCAUCGUUACAACGAUUGUGCAUGAUCGGCGCAAAGUGCUGCCAAUAACGACGCAUGCGGGCUCGUUGCGAGGCCUCGAGUCGGCGGAUGUAUUCUUGUCGUUGCCAUGUGUGCUAGGUCGGAAUGGUGUCGUUGAAGUACUACAAAUACUGCCGUUCAUGGAAAGUGACGAGAAAGAAGACCUCCAAUCCAGUAUAGAGGCACUCCAGAGCACGCCGAAGAAAGCAUCUUGA